Molecule: messenger RNA, 1957 nt
Organism: Ficedula albicollis (Collared flycatcher)
Lineage: Eukaryota; Metazoa; Chordata; Aves; Passeriformes; Muscicapidae
Gene: PLEK2
Product: pleckstrin 2
Exons: 9
Coding region: 50-1117 (355 amino acids)
Biological process (GO): actin cytoskeleton organization; intracellular signal transduction
Cellular component (GO): plasma membrane
Source: RefSeq, a predicted model, not a curated record
GCUCAGGCUAUUCUCUGCGGGGGCUCUGCUCUGUUCCCUGCUGGCCACGAUGGAGGAAGAAGCUGGAGUGCUGAAGGAGGGCUUCCUCGUCAAACGGGGACAUGUUGUUCGUAACUGGAAAGUGAGAUGGUUCGUUCUGCUUCAGGAUAAGCUGCUGUAUUACAAAAUUGAAGGAGGCAAGAAGGAGCCUUCUCCAAAGGGCAGGAUCCUUUUGGAUGGAUGCACUAUUACUUGUCCAUGCCUGGAAUAUGAGAACAGACCGCUACUCAUCAAACUAAAGACAAAAACCAAUACAGACUAUUUCCUUGAAUGUUGCUCCAGGGAGGAACGUGACUCUUGGGCUUUGGACAUCACUGGAGCUAUUCAUGCUGGUCAUCCAGUACAGGUACAAGAACUUCACAAAAUGAAGAACUCUUUCAAACUGCUAGAAAAUAUCAGCCUCCACAACAUAGUGGAGAGAAUGUAUGAGAGCAGUGCUGGAAUUAAGCUGACCCGCAAUUUGGAUCAAGGCAACAGAUACAAAGAGACCUUCACAGGUUCUGCCCUGGUGGACUGGCUCAUCUCCAACAGCUUUGCCGUGUCACGAUUCGAGGCCGUCACCUUGGCGUCCAUGCUGAUGGACGAGAACUUCAUCAGGCCCGUGGGGGUGCGCAGCACCGAGGCCACGCGCUCCAGCGACCCCUCGGAGAAGUUCCUGGACGACUCCACCGCACUGUACAUGUUUGCUGAGAGCAGUAAGAAAAAUACCAGUUCCAAGGAAGAGGUGCAUUUUAACAUCUCUGAAUUAAGCGGCACAAUUGUGAAGCAAGGAUUCUUAGUGAAACAGGGGCACAAGAGGAAAAACUGGAAGGUGAGAAAAUUUGUUUUGAGAGCUGAUCCUGCUUUUUUGCACUACUAUGAUCCCACCAAGGAAGAUAACAAACCAGUAGGUGGAUUCUCUCUUCGCGGGUGUCUUGUCUCAGCUCUGGAGGACAACGGAGUCCCAGCAGGAGUGAAGGGCAAUGUGCAAGGCAACCUUUUCAAAAUCAUCACCAAGAAUGACAUUCAUUAUUACAUCCAGGCCAGCUCCAAGGCAGAGCGAGUGCAGUGGAUUGAGGCAAUCAAACCACUGACAUGAGUAAUGUGGACUCCAUGACAAAAUGACAAACCACAUUAAUGAUCAAGUUCCUGCUUUCAUUAUCUGGAGUGUUGUUUUUCCCUUGAUAGUCUAUUUUCAUUAUUUGAAUUACGGUAACACCUACCAAUUCUUAGCAGACUAUGCAGACAAAUCGUGUAGAUCCAAAAUAAUUCCCCCACCUUGAAUUUACCAUCUAACCAAGGCCAAACCAGGUGGAUACAGACAAAUGGGGCUUUACAAAAAAACAAGAUAUUCCAAGAUGGAAGAUAAGGAUCUUUUGUACAAGUAUUCAGCCUGUGUCUGACACAUCCAGGUUGUGCUUUAUCUUAAAGCAGAAUUAUUUUGCUCCUUUCCCCUUUAUGAAGGGGCUCAUACACUUAGUAAAGACCGGAACAUCUAAGUCAUGAAAGGUGCUGGUGUCUGAGGCUGCCUUUCUUGGUAUACCACACGAAUCUUGCUCUAAGCCACAACCCAGCUGCCAGGGUAAUAUGCAUUGCAAAACAUGCAAGGGGUCUGUAUGUCCAUCCAUCUGCUCUACUGUUUAGUUCUCUGUUAGACUGGAAAAGAACAAAAGUUCUUGCUCUCCACCAUAUAGGUUACUCUUAUGCUGGUAAUGUCCCACAUCAGAACAGGAUCCUGAGUAUCAAAUCAGGCCAGUGGAACUUCCAGAUAAUUUCUGGUGCUGAAUAUAUUGGAAGAAAUCCCUCAGCCAUAAAUCCAAGACUUUUUUUUCUGAUUAUUACUGUAAGUCCAUUUAUGUUGGAGCACUGUUUGGACAGAGAACUAUAGUAGCAGUCCUCACUAUUGCUCUUUCUAUCUUAAGUCAUUAUUUUUUCCAUC